AAGCAGAGACGUGGUGGUAGCACAAGAACUGUGAGAUUUAGACCAUCGCACUUGUUCCCCACCUGAGGCUUACCUGUGGUGACAUCAUCAUCGCAAUGACAACAGGGCCCGGCGACGAAGGGGCCACCUAAAGGGAUUUUGGCUCGACUUGGCAAUUUAAGUGUUGGUUUUUUUCACUCCCCCAAAUGUUUUCCCCGCUUGUGGACUUCCCUGUGGAGUUACCUGUGCAGUGAUCGAUCGGAGUCUAAGCGAAUCGAGUUCCUCCUCAGCUCCAACAGUCAUUGCAUGACAGUGAGGCCGCGAUGAGUCGGAGAACUCGGCGCUGGAUUUUAAGAGUUUUACUUUGUCUGGGAAUUGUUUACCUGAAAAUUGGGGGCUUCUCGUCGGUGGUGGCCCUCGGAGCGAGCAUAAUCUGUAAUAAAAUCCCCGGUUUGGCCCCGAGACAACGGAUUAUCUGCCAGAGUCGCCCCGAUGCCAUUAUCGUCAUCGGAGAGGGCGCGCAAAUGGGCAUCAACGAGUGUCAGUUCCAAUUCAAAAACGGCCGCUGGAACUGCUCGGCCCUGGGCGAGAGGACCGUCUUCGGAAAAGAGUUGAAAGUGGGGAGUAAAGAAGCGGCUUUUACGUACGCCAUCAUCGCAGCCGGGGUGGCCCACGCCAUCACCGCCGCCUGCACUCAGGGCAACCUGAGUGACUGCAGUUGUGACAAAGAGAAGCAGGGCUUCUACAGCAGGGACCAAGGAUGGAAGUGGGGAGGCUGCUCUGCCGACAUCAGCUACGGCCUCGGCUUCUCCAAAGUCUUUAUCGAUGCCCGGGAGGUCAAGCAGAACGCGAGGACGCUCAUGAACCUCCAUAAUAAUGAGGUGGGACGCAAGGUCCUGGAGAAGAACAUGCGACUGGAAUGCAAGUGUCAUGGAGUGUCGGGCUCCUGCACCACCAAAACCUGCUGGACUACACUUCCCAAGUUCCGCGAGCUUGGCUACAUUCUCAAGGAGAAAUAUGCCCACGCGGUGCACGUGGAACCGGUCAAAGCCAGCCGCAACAAGCGCCCCAAAUUCCUCAAGAUCAAGAAGCCAUAUUCAUACCGGAAGCCCAUGGAUACAGACUUGGUGUACAUAGACAAGUCACCUAACUACUGCGAGGCGGACAUGGUGACGGGCAGCUUGGGGACACAAGGGCGGGUGUGCAACAAGACUAUGAUGCAGCACAUCAGCGGCUGCGACUUGAUGUGCUGCGGCCGUGGCUACAACACGCAUCAGUACUCCAGAGUGUGGCAGUGCAACUGCAAGUUCUUGUGGUGCUGCUACGUGAAGUGCAACACGUGCAGUGAGAGGACAGAAGUGUACACGUGCAAAUGAGAAAUAUUUAUUGGACGGUGCUAGCAUGCGUGUUGGCGUGAACGCGUGUCUUUUUUUUGGGUUCCGCCGACUUACUGGAUCCCGUUGCUGCAUGAGGAACUGUCGCUAGGGUGCGGACUUUGGGUCGGUCGGGUGAAACACUGGAAAAACUGCACAUUGCGUGCGAGCAACUGAAGCGCAAAGACCAGACGGACGGGACACGCAGCGACGCCGAGAAACGGAAUACGUGAUGGCUGAGCCGUGCACACUGCUGUCUUUCACACAUGGAAUAACUCAGCCAUGUGGAAUAUUUAACAUACUGUUUUAUAGAAUGGAGAUAAUUAAUAUUAAUUUAUUGGAUAAGAACUACUGAUUUUGUCCAUUUUUGGGUCGCAAAUAACUAAAUGUUGGGAGGGUUUAGUUUAUUAAAGGGACCGUGGACUGUUAACACACUGGAUUUUUGGAUCCACCAGGAAUCAGUCACUCAUAUUAACUUGUGACCCUCUUGUGUCUUGCCCCCUGUUUGCUGCUAGUCCUGAGAAUUCCGUUUUCUUUUUUAGGUCAGAGCUUCAAAAAUACGGGCACAUUUUCCACUUUUGGUAAAUAUUGGUUCAUAGAGUAUAUUUUGUAAGAGCCUAUUUUUGUAUGAAUGUCUUAUUUAUAUCAGUUGCAUAAUAUUCAACGUUAAGCUCGGACACCUGUCUGUAAAAAGCGGAUCUAUAUGUAAGUUUGCCCCUGUUGUCACUGCCAUGGUUGUGUAGUGUGAGUUAUAGAAGCUGUUUCUGUGUGUCUGUUGUUUACUGCAUUUCAUGACUACUACUGAUGGAAUACAGGAGCGGAAUAACACCAACUAAGCAUGAUUUCAUUUUUGUUUCGUCUAACAAACACUUUUUCAGUGAUGCACUUGCUUUGCUUUAAUGCAAUGUCAUAAUCUUACCAUAAAAUGUUGGAAACCA
Messenger RNA from Syngnathus typhle (broad-nosed pipefish), 2290 nucleotides. RefSeq names its product wingless-type MMTV integration site family, member 7Aa (gene wnt7aa). Gene Ontology annotation, cellular component: extracellular region. Lineage: Eukaryota; Metazoa; Chordata; Actinopteri; Syngnathiformes; Syngnathidae. The record is from RefSeq and is a predicted model, not a curated record. Bases 303 to 1355 code for a protein of 350 amino acids. The transcript has 4 exons. Gene Ontology annotation, molecular function: frizzled binding; cytokine activity. Gene Ontology annotation, biological process: multicellular organism development; canonical Wnt signaling pathway; cell fate commitment.